Messenger RNA from Cooperia oncophora, 945 nucleotides. Lineage: Eukaryota; Metazoa; Nematoda; Chromadorea; Rhabditida; Trichostrongylidae. The record is from the annotation of a GenBank genome assembly.
AUGAUAGCUUUGUUGCAGAUUUUCACCCCAGCUGCCGUACCGAUCUCAGCUACGCAUGUGUACCUGUCUGGGUUAUCGUUACCUGUCCUGAGGAGUCAUUCGUUUCUUGGUAGGCCGCGUCUUGAACUUCUGCACAUCAAUGCAUCCGGCAUCCGCGGUAUUCAGCCGAAAGCGUUCAACACGCUUCCAAAGCUCAAGUUGCUUGAUCUUUCGGACAACGCUAUAGUCCGUCUAUCUGGGGAUGAAUUCCACAAAAGUGCAGCCAUUUCUCAUCUGUUCCUCAAUGGUAAUCGUCUGCAAACGAUAGAAAGGGGCCUUAUAGACAAGCUUCCUGCUCUGACAACAAUGACUCUGCACAAUAAUGAUCUCAGCGACAUGUCGCAGGCUUUGAUGACAUCUGGAGUGCGGUCUUUAUCGCUAUCAGGAAAUGCGUUCCGCUGUGAUUGUAGUCCGCGGUUCGCGGCUCCAUCGUGGAUGCAUCAGAAUCGAGCCAGAGUUGUAGACAUGGAUCGCGUGCGCUGCGUGGAAAAUAUCACUGAAGCAUUUCGUAACAACGACACAACUGUGCUUUCCGCUUAUCCACCAAAUGUUGGGAACGACAUUUUUACGAUGACUAUGGACGAAUUCCUCCGCGAUUUCAACCGUACCAUCUGUGUACCGCUGUCAUCAGGAUUUUUUGGACAAGAACCACAAAAUUCGAUAUUGACAGUGAUUUUUCUUACAUCAUGUGCUUUUCUUCUUUGUGCCAUGACAUUUCUUGGCAUUUCAUUGGUCAGGAAAGCCCACAAUGACAUGAGUCAAAGAAGAUACAAAGCAUCUUCGUCGCUUAACUGCUCAUCAACACCAGGAUCUUCUCCCCUGCCCAUUCCAUUGUUGAAUUUCGAUGCCUUUGUGAGCUAUUCGAAGAAAGAUGAGAAAAUGGUCCUGGAACAGCUUUGUCGGUAA